Brassica napus (rape) is the source of this 7866-nucleotide messenger RNA. Its product is annotated as agamous-like MADS-box protein AGL103. The coding region runs from base 1190 to 2260 and encodes 356 amino acids. The record is from RefSeq and is a predicted model, not a curated record. The transcript has a single exon. Gene Ontology annotation, molecular function: protein dimerization activity; cis-regulatory region sequence-specific DNA binding; DNA-binding transcription factor activity, RNA polymerase II-specific. Gene Ontology annotation, biological process: positive regulation of transcription by RNA polymerase II. NCBI's taxonomy places the organism in Eukaryota, Viridiplantae, Streptophyta, Magnoliopsida, Brassicales, Brassicaceae.
UAAUACAAAAUUAAGGUUCUAAUUUUUCAAAUGCUUCUCAAUUAAUAUAUAGGGGAUAUCAGAUGUAUAACUAAUUUUUCCUAUAUUUUUUCUUUUAAUUGGAAUAAACUGUUUUUUUUGUGUAGAUUUAACAACAUGUUGAAACCUAUUCAUCAUGUAUUUACAUCCAAGUUUACGCUAUUAUUUAUUUUUUUUCCUGGCUAAAAGAUUUUAUUAAUUAUUGUCAGCACAAAUGUCGUUGUACAAAAAAACUGGACAAGAUUUGAACAAGCUUCAAUCAGUCGGAGAAAUAAUAGAUUUUUUUUGCUAAUAAGUCAGCCAUUAUGUUGACGAUAAACGUGAUAAACAUGCACAAAUGAUGUUGAGAGAAAUCGAGACUUCCAUGCAAUGACUGAGUUGAUCAGGUGUUGACAAAACUGUAGGCUUCUUCUUUGAUGCAUUUAAGGAUACCGAGGUUAUCUCCUUCGAAUAUGAUUUUCCUAUAACCUAACGAUGUACGCUAUUAGAGCAUGUGCAUCGGGGCCUUUUAGCAGUUUCUUAGGGGGGGGCACAAAAACAUAAAAAUCGGUAACCAAAAGCGCCAUUUAAGGAUCGAUGUUUGAGUGAUCCUUGUACUGUUUUGCAGGCUCCACGACACGUGGCGGCCCGCGAUUGGUUCCAGUUUUUUUUUUUUUUUUUAUAAAUCAGAUAAGACAGAAAAAAAAAAUUAGAAACCCAUUUUGGGUUUUACCCGAUAAUCAUGGUCUAAUUUACUUAAAGAGAAUACUUCUGAUGCUAAUUUAAAAUACAAAAAAAUAAUGUUAGCAAAAUUAUAAUUAUAUAUACAGAAAAUGUAAAUAAUUUAUAACUUGCAGUUAAAUAACGUAAAUUAAACAAUGACAUCAUUGUUUACUUGUGCAGCAUGCAAUGUAUAUACAUCAUGAUCACCUUCAAUCUGUAUCUGUGUAGAGAUUUUCGUAAUUAUUUAGCCGAAAGACAGUUUAUACAGCAUCGAAAUUAAUAAAAUGGAAAGUCAUACAAUAAAAAAGUAAACCGAAUAUUUCACAAAUCAUUAAUGAUCUUUCGAGAUUAAUGACUGAAAAUAGAAAAUCUCAAAUUAGGUCUUGUAUAUAUUUGGAAACAUAAUGGACAAUAAUAAUAAUCACAACUCUUUUCAUUCAAUACACCAGUUACAGACACAAACAUAACGAUGGCUUCUUCUUCGUCUUUUUUACCUUCGUCUUCGUCGCUAGUUCGACAAAACCACUUCCAGAAAACUUCCUCUUUGAAAGCUACAAGCUUAGCUAAAAGACAAGUGACUGUCUUCAAGAAAGCUCGAGAGCUUUCAAUUCUCUGUGGAAUCGAAGUCUGCGUCAUCUAUUACGGAUCAGACGGAGAGCUUAAGACAUGGCCUAAAGACAGAGAGAAGGUCAAAGACAUGGCUAGAAGGUACAGUCAGUUAAGCGAUAUGAAGCGGCGCAAAGGACAAGACGAUCUUGACAAGUUUCUCAAGAAGAUUAAUAAAGAGGAUUCCAAGAAGAAGAAAGUGAAAGUUGAAUCCAGUUGCAAGUAUUUGGAUUGGGAUCCGAGGUUUGAUAACUGCUCUGUGGAGCAGCUCACGGAACUGAUCCAGUCCUUGGAGCAUAGUGAAACCAAACUGCAACAUAGGCUUCGAUGUGCUGUUGAAUCUCAGAGACAGAGGAAUAUGUAUUAUACUACCAUGGCUGGUCAAGAACAGAUGAAUCAUCUUCAACAACAUUCAGACCAGGUUUCAAUGGAUCAGUAUAACCAUGGAACCGGUACGUUACCGCAACUCCCAGUCUCUACAUCAGCUUUUAACCAGUCGCAAUCUCUAGCUCCGCUUCCGAAUUCACUGACGAUACACCAUAAUCCUAAUAUGGAAAGUUACUCGAGGUUACUUGGUGUACAAGAAACUGGAAUGAAUGAGCUCCUGAGCAUGACCAUGUUACCCUACAACAACAUCAACACCAACAAUGUUAAUGUUUUUCCAAACCAGUUUCAUCAGAACUCUUACAAUAUGGAAGAUUACUCCGGCUUUCUUGGGGGCAUCAACAACGUGAGUUCGGAAGAUUAUUCGGGGUUACUUUGGACGCAAGGUACUGGGAUUAGCGGGUUACAGAACAUGGACAUGUUCGGCUACAACAACAACAACAACAAUGCCUAUGGGUUUUCAAAUCAGCUUGUGCAAUAUCAAGGACAAAGAGCACCACCGGGUUUUCAAUACAUGGAUCGUUCAACACAAAACAUCAGACCUCUCUAGGAGAUUUGAUCUCUGGCAAUGUCUCUUAAUAACAUAUAGAAGCAUAUAUUCUUAUAUAUAUUUUAGAAGACAGUUAUCAUUCUCUGUCUUGUCAAUUGUGUCUGCACCGUGACAAACUAUAUUGUGAGUUUGGUUUUUGUGUUUAUUAACAAUAAUAUCUACAUGAGUGUCUCUAUUCAGCUUUUGCUAUUCUGAGACUUUUUAAUGAUAAUAAUUAAUGUUUGCUUAAUGGAAGCCUAUUUUGUUGUGACGUUCCCAUCUGUCACCUAGUCAUUAACAACUUGCAUUGAGAAAAACGAAGAAGUAGACUUCAACAAGAGAGCGUACUGCAAGAAGGAGGUCUGCUGCUGCGGAAGAUAUCAGCACUACGUAGAAGCUAGGACUAGAAUCAGAGUCUCACAGAAUAACAUUAACAGUUAUUAUUCUGAACAAGAUGAAACUAGGCAUGCAACAUUAUUUUCCAUAAUGGACAACCUAUAAAUGUGUUUGCUGUACCAAAACUCACUGACCGCUGGAGGAAGUCAACGUCAAGUGAUAGAUGCGCGGCUGCUGCAGGUUUCUCAGUAGGCUCGAACUUGAGCAAUCCUGGGAGUGGACAAGUUUAUCAAGAUAUAUCCAUCAUUUAAUCGUCGAGAAACUUGUUUGUUUCGGGCCAAAGUAAUGUGACCAGGGAACAUAUCAAUCAGAUUAGCAACAUGUCAGCAACUAUAGCGAAGUUUCUUGCAAAUGGACAGCCCAUACCACAGUUUACACAUCUAUUGCAGAUGUCUCUCUGAUUGGCAAGAUUAGGCAUGGGGAUUUUGGGGCCGUCGGAUCCGGUUCUAUUGAUUCAAAUUUUCGGAUUUUCCAUAUUAUUUUUAACUCCCAUUUGAGUUUUACUAAUAAUCUUGUCGGGUUUGGUUCGGUUCCACAAGAUUUGUAAUAUUUGUUGGCUGUAGAACUAUAACUGUAGUUAUCUUUUUUCUGUAAUGGUAGAUUUUUAAUUCUUAUUUUUUAUUGGCAACAAAAGGCUAUUCUAAGAUUUUUAAUUCUUAAAAACUUUUAGAAUUGAGCUGUGGAUAUUUGCCUCUCCGCAACACUUAUAAAGAGGUGGAUUAAAAAGGAUGUAAUUUAAAAAAAAAUAAUACUAGAGUUUGAACCCGCACGUACGUACAAAUAUUUUUUGAUUUAUAAAUGUAUAACUUUGAUAUUAUUUUAAACGUUUUAAAUAUAUGACUUAAAUUUUAAUGUUAUAUAUUGUGUAAGUCUAUAAUUUUCCUGUAUAGGUUGAUGAUAUAAUAUGUUAGCCAACAUUUGAGUAAAAAAUAUGUAUAAUUAAAAUCAUAUAAUAUAGCAACUAUAUGUUUAUAUAGCACUAUAGCUAUGAAAAUAUAAAAGGUUAAUUAUAUUAUAAAAAUCAUAUAGCUGUAUAACUAUAAUUUACCAAUCAUAAAUUCAUAUUAAUAGUCAAAACCGAAGCAAUGUUGCUGUAUAUUUCUGACCCAGCACAACUAAAUACAACAAUUCUAUUAGGCUUUUAAAAUUUUAAAUGCUAGAAUAAAUAAGAAACAAUUAACAUGUCCAUAGUUAAAUGUAAAGAAAUGGUGAAAAUUUUAGGGAUGUAUAGUUAGGAUGAAAUUAAUGUUGUUAACCAUAAAAAUAGGAGUGACACAUUUGUAAUAUUGAAAGUAAAUUAAAAGAAAUUCAAAAAGAUCUUAUUUUUAAAUGAAUUGAUAUCUAUUCCUAGUGAAAUAUGAAUAAGUACAAAACUUAAAUGAAAACAUUUAUAAGUAGAUAAAAAUAGAACUCUAAAUUAAUAGAAUAUACUAGAUUCUAACCCGCGCUUAGCGCGGGAUUAUAUUUAUUUUAAAUUUUAAAUUUAUGCAAAAUAAGUUUUAUAAAUGUUUUUACAAUUUGCAUUAAAUAUGGAGUUUAUUUUUGGUAUGUUCAGUUGAUUAUUUUAGAAUUUUGUUUUGGAGGAAGGGAAGUAUAUUCAAUUGGGAAUAUUAAGUUACUUGUAUCAAAAUGACAAAUUCACUAUUAUUCAAACAUGAAUUAAAAAAUUAUUUAAAAUUUAGUGUUAUUGAAUUUGAUAUUUUAUGAAGUACUCUGAAAUCCACUGCUACUAAAAAUAUUCCAAGUUGUGGAAUUUUAAUUUUUCAACUGAUUUUAGAGUGUUUUGGUGGAAUUUAUUAGUUAAAAAAAUUAAACUCAAAUCUCAAGGUUUUAAGUGAUAUUCUAGGAUGAUUUAACAAAAAUCACUUUAAUCACUGCAAUUCAUUAAAAUCAUCUAAAACUUUACUAAAAUCAAACUUCUUUUGCAAGAGACCCGUUAAUACAACUGAAUACUGAGCAUUGUUAUGUGAUCUUCUAAUAUCUUAAUAUAGCGAUACUUUAACACUGACAAAACAUUGUGUUGUCUUUUAACCAUUUUUAUUUUUCUAAAUAUAGCUACGAAAAUUAGUAGAACUGAUAUAUUUUUUCUAGAUCUAAUCAAAGUUUCCAUUGAAGGUUCAUAUCUCUCUUUAUUGCAACCAUUGGAUAUGAAAUUAUUUUGUAAGCAAAAGCUUUUUUUUAGCCAUCUUUUAAAUCCACAAGAGUGAUUUCAUGCAUUGAAGAAAUAUGGGAGGUGUAUUUGUAGUAUAAUGAAUUAGGUUAAAUCGUUGAGUACCAAAAAGUUUGAAGAAUAGCUAAUUUCACUAAAGUCGUAUAUUAUCUUCAAAAUUGUUAGUUAAAAAAAAACAUAUUUACAUAAUAUCAAAAUUUGUGAGAAAGUCAAAGAUUUCAGUUAGUAUUGUAUCAUAUAUUUAGGCACGUAUAUUUGUUUUACGUGUGAAAAAUCCUAUUUGGUUCAUAUAUAAAUAUUAGGAUUAACUCGUUUAAGUAAAUCAAUAAUAGAAAAAAUAAAAAGAUCAAGCCGGUAUAGUCUAUACACUUUACUUAUCAUAUUUUGCAACGACUACAAUCUUUUUGGAAUUGAACGUAGAUUAUUUGUUGGGUUAGAAAGAAUAUUUGAUGGUCAUAUAAUUUCUUGCAAUUUAGUAAACUCAUAUUAAGCCGGAUUGGUUUGGGUUGUGCUAACUAUUUGACAAUUUCUCUGGAUCAAGAAAAGAAAAUGGAAAAAAAAGCUUAGCUUCUUCAACUUUUGUUUAAUAUGGUUAUCAAAAUAUGACACAGGUAACUGAUUCAGCAAUGAUAGGAUAAACCAUAUUCAUGUUCUUUUGUGUGAUGAUGAUCGUGUUGGUAAGAGAGAAAAAAUCAAGGGUCAAUCAACUUAAAGCUAAGUUUCAUAUAUACGAAAAAGAAGUCCAAUGAGAGUUAUUCUAUUGCUAAUCUAAUUCUAUAUAACACUCGGUCUAAUUUUAUUUUAAUUUCGUAUUAAUAGAUUGGUUUACUUAUAACGGAUUACAUGUUGAUUUAGUAUAAGUUGUCCGGUUUUAUUGUCAUAGUAGUGUGUUAUAUAACUAUACUAGUGGUAUUCCGGCGCUAUGCGCCGGGUUCAGAUAUUUUAUUUUUUUAAUAAAUUUUAAAUUAAUUUUAUGGUUGUAGUAAAUAAAAUAUUUUUAAAUAUACGAAGAUGUAAAUAUGUUGAAAGAGAAUGAUAGUUUUUUCGAUUCAUUAGAUAGUAGUUAGCGAUUGUAGUGUAUCACUUUGUUUUGAAGUUGGUUAGGUCAAAGGAGUAUAGCAUAAGUAGUUUUCACUGAUCGAUUCAAUAAAAAUAGAAUAUAUAGCUGAUAGUCGUAAUAAAAUUUAUAUAGUUGAACUUUAAACAUAAAGUAAAGUUGAGGUUCGAAAAAGAAAAAUGUAGGGCUGUGCAAAUAAACUAAACCCGAAAAUCUGAACCGAAUCCGAUCCGAUAAAAAUGAAUCUGAAUCGACCCGAACCUGACAUAAAUACCAAAUGAAUAUUCUUUUAUGGUAUUUUGAGUUAUGAGUUUUAUCCGAACCGAAUAUGAACCUAAAUGGAUAUCUAAUAGAACCCGAAAUAUUCAAUAUCCCAAAAGGAAUUUAUACCAAACAUGAUUUCAAUUCCUAACAUUUCACGGAAAUUAGCCGCCAACAUCUUGCCAUCCACGCUGAUGAUGAGCUUGUUAUGGUUUGAGUAGUGAAUAUAUAUUUAAUUUAGAGAAUAUAAAUAAACUAUUAAGUAUCAUCUGUAUAGUACAUAAUAGUUACCGCAUUUUGAAUUUUAUUAUUGAGACUAUAUUUAAUUAAAACGUUUCAAAUGAAGUAUACAAACACUAAGUGAAUUUUACUCUGAAUUUAUUUAGGAUGAUCAAGCAUGAUGAAUGUUCUUAUUCAACCUUUUUUCUCUUGAGGUGUGUCCACGUUUCGCGAGAAUUUAUUUAAUUACUUUAAGUAUAUUAUUUCACAAAUGUUUUAUAUGGAUGUGAUUUUUUUUUUAGUUUUCUGUCAAAAAAUUGCUCUCAUAUCAUCUCUUUUAAAUUAUUGUCAUUCAUUAGCAUAGUGUUUACUUUAUGGUGUUUACUUGAUUAACGAAAACAACUUAAGUUAUAUAUUUAUAUGUUUUCAAUACAUGAAUGGAGUAUGUUUUAGAUAAAUAAAGAUGGAAAAACAACUUCAUAUUUGUGCUUUAUAUCAUUCAUUUUUCUCUAUUUUAUAGGGUUUCUCACUAUUCACGCAAAUAUAUAUUAUAUUUGUAUUGCUUGUUUCUGACUAUUUUGAAAAUUUUGGUUCUAAUUAUGUAUUACUUUUGGUGAUGGUUUCAAUAAUUUUAUUAGUUUUUCUUGACUUUAUUUUAAACCAAAAAGAAGAAAAAUUGAUGAGUUACAAUAUUUUUGAUUUUAAUUUUUGUCUACUUUGGUUUGACGCAAUGCAAGAAAACAAUAUUGUAAAUGGCUUAGUCUAAUUUUUGUUGUUAUGAAUUUCUCCAAUCUUUUCUUAAAUUUAUGUAUUUGGUGUUAUAUUAUGUAUGUUGGAUAAAUUAUAUAUUUUGAUAAAUUUCGUGUUAUAUUUGUUAUAUCUUUUUAUUUUUCUCUUUCAAACUAUUUUUUAAUUUUAAUUUUGGAUUAUAUAUUAAUCAUUUAUUGAGAUUUUGUUAUUCUUAUUUAUUUCUCAAAACUUGAGUUUAGUGAUUAAAGUGGGGAAAUGUAUGUCAGAUUAACUCUUAUAUAUUUUAGUUGUCUUGAGUUUGAUGAAAUGUGAAAUUAAUAUCACAAUGUAUUUUUUUUUAUGAAAGUUCCUUCUUUUUCUAUUAAUUUUUUUUAUUGUAAGUAGCCUCUUUGAUAAGGUGAGGAGAGCUUGAAAAGAGAAUGUUUAACCUUGUUAAUAUGAUUACGGAUCGAAAUUGAAAAUUGUCUUCUUUUUUUUUUAUAUAGACCUUGUUUAAAUCUAUUUCUUUUAAAAAAAAAACUCAGUGUGGUGGUUGUUGUUUCAAUUAGUAACUAGAUUUUGACUUGCGCGCCCGAGUGUAUUUUUUAAAAAAUUAUGAUGCUGUUUGUUUUUAAUGUCACUAUUUAGGGUUAGGCAAAAAACUCGAAUUCGAAGAACCGAACCGAUCUCAAUCCGAAUAAGCAGUACGAAAUCCGAACUGAAAUUGAUUAAAUAUCUGAAUUAUUCAAAUUUUGGUAUUUGAAGAACUGAAACCUAAUCCGAUCCGAACCGAAG